GUUGAGAAAGUGACAACCAAAAAAAGAUCAAGACAGAAAAGGACAGAAAGAUCGAGCAGAAAUGGAAGAGACAAAAUCAAGAUUCAGGAGGAUCUGUGUCUUCUGCGGAAGCAGUUCCGGCAAAAAAGCCACUUAUCACGACGCUGCUCUCCAACUCGCCCACCAAUUGGUGGAGAGAAAGAUCGAUUUGGUGUAUGGAGGAGGAAGCGUGGGGCUAAUGGGUCUCAUAUCUCAGGCUGUUCAUGAUGGUGGUCGUCAUGUCCUUGGGUAUCUAUUCCGUCUCUCUCUACAAAUUUCGAUUAUUUACACCUAUUAAAAACAAAUA
Raphanus sativus (radish) is the source of this 325-nucleotide messenger RNA. Its product is annotated as cytokinin riboside 5'-monophosphate phosphoribohydrolase LOG2-like. The record is from RefSeq and is a predicted model, not a curated record. The transcript has 2 exons. Gene Ontology annotation, biological process: cytokinin biosynthetic process. Gene Ontology annotation, molecular function: hydrolase activity, hydrolyzing N-glycosyl compounds. NCBI's taxonomy places the organism in Eukaryota, Viridiplantae, Streptophyta, Magnoliopsida, Brassicales, Brassicaceae. The coding region runs from base 62 to 316 and encodes 84 amino acids. Gene Ontology annotation, cellular component: cytosol; nucleus.